Tetrahymena thermophila SB210 is the source of this 3399-nucleotide messenger RNA. RefSeq lists its product as hypothetical. NCBI's taxonomy places the organism in Eukaryota, Ciliophora, Oligohymenophorea, Hymenostomatida, Tetrahymenidae. The transcript is spliced from 3 exons. Gene Ontology annotation, molecular function: protein binding. The record is from RefSeq and is a predicted model, not a curated record.
AUGGCUUCUCUGCCUUUUUUAACAGUAGACUCUCCUAUUUUACAGCCAUAAAAGCUCCCAAAAAGAUAGUAACAAAUAUCUUUAAAUAAUCAUAAGAUAUUUUAAACAAAUUGCUUUGAAUCACCAACAAAAAUGAAAUUAACUAACUACACAUCUUCAUAAAAGACUUUAAACAUUAACGGUUCUGUUGAAAAUAAGUAAAUAGAUCAAUCUGAAAUUUCUUAACUUGAAAGAAAAUUCUCAAUGAGUCGCCAUGUUUAGAGCAAAUCUUAAAACAGAUAGAAGUGCAUUUUUACAAAUAUUAAUUUAAAAAGUGCUUUUUAGAAGAGAAACCUAAGCUCUGACGUGAAACAAUUAAAUCCUUGCAUAAAAGCUAAACUUAAAUAAUCAUUCGUAAAUGGUUUAGUGCUAAACAACAAAAUUCAGAAAAAAAAUAAUAUUCUAAUUGAUAACAUGAAUGUGAAUCUGAAAUUAGAAUAAUAAAGAAAUUCUUAGAGAACUGUCAGUCGGUCUAUAACUUCAUUGUCUGGAAUUCAAUCUCCGAGUUUAAUUUUCGACUCUCCAAGUGAUUCUAAAAUUAAUUAAAAAUUAUCAAAAAUAAAUUCUUAUAAGAACUUGAAAAAUAUUAAAAAAAUAGUUGAUAGUAAUAAUUUCAACUAAAUUGAAAAUCCAAUCGACAUAGCAAUGCUCAAUGAGGCUAAAAACUGUAAUGUGAUUCCUAAAAAGCUUGGCAUUUUCAAUUAUAUUGGCUGCGACAGUAACUGCUAAUUUAAAGAAUAUCAAAAUAUUUUAGACAUAUCCAACAAAAAUAUAACAGAAAAAUACGCCUAAAUGUUAAAAAAAGUGUUAUCUCAUUCAUAAUUUGAGUAAAUUGAAAUAGUUAAGUUAAAAAACUCUAACUUAACACCUAAGUCAAUGGAGAUUAUUAGCAUAUGUCUACCUUAAAAAAUUCAAGAAAUAAACUUAGAAUCUAACAACCUGGGCUCUUAAGAUCUCUCCUUAGGUAUUAAUCCUUUAUUAUGCACCUUGACAUAUCCAAUACUAAGAAUACUAAAUUUGGAAAAUAAUAAAAUAAAUGAUCUUGGUUUUUAUCAAAUUUAUCCAGCGUUAAUUGAAUCUUGCAUAGCAGUUUUGAAUAUCUCUAAGAAUGGUAUUACUGAUAGUAGUUGUGAAGGUAUUUCAGAACUUUUGAAAAAUUCAUAACUACAGGAACUUUAUCUUCACUGGAAUAACAUUUCUUCUCAGGGCGGUUUAGCUAUAGCCUAAGGACUAGAAUAAAAUAAUAGUUUAUAAGUCUUAGACUUAAGCUACAAUGGCUUAGGAAAUCCAUAGAAUUUGAGCAGCUGUUUGAGUAUCAUUAAGAGUUGUUCUUUAGAUAAUUCUUAAAUGAAGCAUUUAGAUCUUUCCUAUAACAAUAUACCUCUUCAAGAAUCUUAAGAAAUUUCUUUGUACUUGAAAGAAAACUUCUCUCUCUUUGGAAUACAUUAUAAUGGAAAUGAAGGAAAUUGGUUUUUUGACUCCAGAGGUUUUAUGAUUCAAGAAAACUUAAGUUAAGGCUAAGGUUUAUUAAAGGAUAACCAACACUAAAGAAUUAAUAGCCUUUUAUAAGUAGAAAGAAAAUGUAAAGAAGAUACCAAUAAAAUCUAAGAUAUUUGUUGGAUAUGUGAUGGAUGGCAAGAAAUCACUUUUGAGAUAUUUUCUUAGCAGAGCAGCUCUUUUUGUAAUAAACCUGUUUUUUUGCAUCUUGAUUUUGAAAACUACAGGCCUCAUUAUAUGGAUGUUGAUCCAAAUAAUCCAAACAGAUUUUUUGUGAAAAGAAUGUGCCCUCCAAAUAAAAAAAUUCUAUUCUUUUUUAGUGAUCCUUUAAAGAAAAUUUUGUAUUAUUCUUUAGAUUAUGAGACAGCCAGCUUUAGUUCUACUUAAUCAACAAAUAAUUACUGUUUUCAGAAAGCAGCAGAAUCAUCUUCUAAUCCUUAGGAUUCUGACAAUCAUUAACACAAUAAAUAAGCUCGUCUCCAAAAUAAUUCAAUUAAUAUGACACCAAUAAAAAAUUUUUAACUAGAAUACCUUGACUCUACUUUGAUUACAUACGAAGAGCCUUUUGUAGUUAAUUAUAUAGUAACUGAUAAAAAUUAAACUCUCAUUUCUUCUUAUUAAUAGCCUUCUAUUGAGUGCAGACCUAGAAAAUUAGAAACAUAUUUUUCAAUUUCUAAUUGCUAAAAAAAGUGGUCAGUUGAAUAAUCAAUUUUCUCGACAUUUGCUAAAGAUUCAAAAGAAUUAAUUAGCAAAUGCUUUGAAUUUGAUUGGGAAAACUCAAAAAUAAACACAAUUUUGAAUUCUUAUACUACAUCUCCAGAAGAAAAAUUUGAAGUGAAGUAAUUGCUUAAAACAUAUUACAAUAUGAUAAGAAUCUUUUACAAAUACCAUUCGUCUUUAGGAAUGAUUGGUGACAUACCUGCUAUCUCUUAAAGCUAAUUUGUUGCUUUAGCAAAUAAAAUGAAAAUAUCAGACGGUAAAUUGUGCAAAAUUUCAGAUGUCGAUUACAAUUUUAUUUCAGCUCUUUCAAGUACAUCAAAAUAAUAAAACUACAGAAAUCCAGACAAGGCUGUUAUUAGAUUCUAAUUUUUAGAGCUAAUUGUUAGAAUUGCUUGUGAUAAAUACAUGAGAAACGGAAACUGUAAAAAUGUUCAAAAAACCUUGAAUAAGUUUUUCUCAAGGAAAUCAGUUUCAUAAAUGUUUGAAGAAAUUGAAGAUCCUCAACAAUGGAGAGACCAAAGAUAUUGGAAUGAAGUAUGUGAAAUUGUUAUUAAUAAAUAUCAUGUUAUGAUUGAAGAAAUAUGGUAAAAAUGGGCUGAUUGUAGAAAAGGAGAAAAAAGGAGUUUAAAAUCUCAUAAAACAAUGAAUAUUAAUGAAUUUAUAGAUAUGCUUAGGCAUUUUAAGUUAAUUGAUGAGUCUUUUACUGAAAAAGACGCUUAGGUGACAUUUAAUUUAUCUAUAAUGACCUAAAUAGAUGAGAUUAAUAACGAUAAGUUCAUAAAUAUGGAAUUUAUAGAAUUUAUUGAAGCCCUAGCAAGGAUAGCUGAAAAAAAAUGCAUGGAGCCUCUUGGCUUAAAAACUGAUGAGUUGUAAAAAGAAUAAGCUUAAAAAAUAAGUUUAGGAUACAAAUUAGAAAGAUUUUUAGAGCAUUUAAAAUACUCUCUUAAACAUAAAAACGAUAAAAAAGUUAAAUAGCCUGCUAAUAACCAAAAAGAAAUAAAAGAUUAAAUACCAUUAAUUCCUUCACUCAAUUUGGUAUAUUAGACAAACAAAGCAUUAAAUCUGUGCUAGUGCUCUACUUUAUCUUUUAUAGAAGUAAAUAGCAAAGAUUCUUUUGGAUACUCUGACGAAGAGUUACUCUGA